AUGAUUGCCUUUUUGCUAUUCCUCUUCGGUACGGCUGUCGCGACAAACAGCAAACCACUGGCCACCGACUUUGGUAAACAGGAUGCAAUCCCCAAUUGGGACAUCCAGCAAGUGAACAAAGUUGCUGGAAACAUCAAAUCACUUUCUUUGCCCAAUGUCGACACUUCUUCCUGGCACCAUGCACCUGUAUCUAGGUGUACACUUAUGGCCUGUCUCCUGGCCGAAGGCACCUACAAAUUAGACGGUCGCGAUGGUCUCUGGUACUCUGACAAUCUCGCCCACUUCGAUGACAGUCUCUUCCAUGUUCCGUGGGUAUAUCGCAAUCAAUUCGACUUGGCGACGAAAGACAAAUCAGGCGAUGUGCAUUACUUUUUACAGACCAACGGAAUCACCCCCGCUGCAGACUUGUACCUCAAUGGCAAGCAAAUCGCCGACAAUGUCACGCAAUCCGGUUCUUAUGGCGGUCAUACAUACGACAUUACACCUCUUGUUGACAAGAAAAAUGCACUUGUAAUCAAGGUCUAUCCUACGGAUUAUCAAUAUGACUUUGCUGUCGGAUUCGUCGAUUGGAAUCCUUAUCCACCUGAUAAUGGCACGGGAGUAUGGAGAGACAUCACUAUCAAGAAGACGGGCAAUGUCUUUAUGGGUCUUGUGAGCGUACUUGUGGAUAUGGAUACGCCGGUCAAGAAGAUUCGAAACCAUCACGCAAUCAUCACUGUCAAAUCUCAGGCUCGCAAUUUGAAGAAGAGUCCAGUCAAAUUUGUUGCUAAAGCCAACAUCAACUCUCCGAACGGAAAGACCCUCACGGUACUCAAGAAGACUCUUACUCUCAGAGCAGGGGAAUCUACCAUGGUUGAGCUUUCUACAAAAGUCCAAAACCCAGAGAUUUGGUGGCCUGCUGCUUGGGGGAAACAGCCUUUAUACUCUGCCCAACUGACCUACUCCAUCGGACACGACACCUCGGAUGCAAGCCCUGUCACCAAUUUUGGCAUCCGGACCGUCACUUCCGAGCUCAACUCACAUAACGACACCAUGUUUAGCGUGAAUGGCUACCCUAUCCAGAUCACAGGCGGUGGCUAUACCUCGGACAUGUUCUUACGUUGGGACCCGCGCCGCUUUGAGGAUAUUGCACGCUAUACUCUGGAUAUGGGCAUGAACACUAUCCGACUUGAGGGAAAGAUGGAACAGCCUGAGCUCUACGAUAUUGCCGACAAACUUGGUGUUCUGCUUAUGGCAGGCUGGGAGUGUUGUGAUCGGUGGGAAAGUUGGCCCUACAAUCACGACUUAUCCAUGGACCCUCCUCCUCUGUGGUACGACGAUGACUACAAGACCGUCAACGCUUCAAUGAGACAUGAAGCGGCCAUGAUGCAACACCACCCGAGUGUCAUUGCCUUUCUAGUUGGGAGUGAUUACUGGCCUGAUGACCGGGCCACCAAGAUCUACCUAGAUGGCUUGCACGACGCGGGAUGGCAAGUUCCCAUCAUAGCCUCGGCUGCAAAGCGUGGUUACCCAAAGGCCCUUGGGCCAUCUGGGAUGAAGAUGGAAGGACCUUAUGACUGGGUUCCACCGGUCUAUUGGUCUGACAGUGAACCGACAGACGAGAGAUACGGAUCAUCGUUUGGAUUCGGAUCAGAGCUGGGUGCUGGCGUUGGGACACCUACCAAGGGAAGUCUAGGCAAAUUCCUGACGAACAAGGACAUGGAGGAUUUGUGGAGGAAGCCGAAUAAGGGCCUCUACCACAUGUCGCAAGACACGUCCCAGUUCCACGAUCGGUCCAUCUACAACAAGGCACUGUUUAAGCGAUACGGCAAACCUACAUCUCUGGAUAACUACCUUACCAGUGCUCAAAUGAUGGACUAUGAGGCAAUUCGCUCCGAGUUUGAAGGCUACGGUAGUCAAUGGAGCGCGUCUCGCCCAGCCACCGGUAUCAUCUACUGGAUGUUGAACAAUGCCUGGCCAAGUCUUCACUGGAAUCAAUUCGACUAUUCUCUUCACCCCGCUGGAACUUAUUUUGGUACCAAGAUUGCCAGUCGUGUCGAACACGUAACGUUUGACUACUUCAACAACUUUAUCUGGGUGAUCAACCGCUCGCUCAAAAAGUCUGGUCCGCGAUCAGUUCACAUAAAAUUGGUGGAUUUGAAGGGAAAAGAGAUGGCUCGACAGACUAUGCGUCUAUCCACAAAGCCAAACAAGUCUCAAAAUGUUGGCGACAUUAGCAGCGCGAUCAAGAAAAUUGAAGAUGUCGGCGUUCUUCGCCUGACCUUGGUGGAUGAUGACAGCGACGCGGUACUCAGUCGCAACGCGUACUGGCUAUCGAAACAAAAAGACGUAGUCAACUGGACAUCUACGACGUGGUACUACUCUGACGUCAAACAGUACGCCGACUUCACUGCAUUGAACAAGAUGGAUCAAGCAACCAUUGCUCUUACACACUCUGCCGGUAAAACUGCUGGAAAGUGGAACAUUCGAGUGAAGAACACUAGCCCAGUCCCAGCGGUAUUCGUCCAGCUCAACCUUGUGGAUAAAAAGGGUAACGAUGUGGUUCCAUUGACCUGGUCAGACAACUAUUUUACUUUACUUCCCUUAGAGGAGAUUGAAGUUGAAGUUGUGGACCGGUCGGCCAAAGGCGCCGUGGUGGAAAUGAGCGGGAAGAAUGUUAAGGCAUCUCGGACUCGACUUCACUAA
This is a messenger RNA of Fusarium pseudograminearum CS3096, 2685 nucleotides long. RefSeq lists its product as uncharacterized. Gene Ontology annotation, molecular function: hydrolase activity, hydrolyzing O-glycosyl compounds. NCBI's taxonomy places the organism in Eukaryota, Fungi, Ascomycota, Sordariomycetes, Hypocreales, Nectriaceae. The record is from RefSeq and is a predicted model, not a curated record. The transcript has a single exon. Gene Ontology annotation, biological process: carbohydrate metabolic process. The coding region runs from base 1 to 2685 and encodes 894 amino acids.